Messenger RNA from Racocetra persica, 533 nucleotides. The record is from the annotation of a GenBank genome assembly. Lineage: Eukaryota; Fungi; Glomeromycota; Glomeromycetes; Diversisporales; Gigasporaceae.
UGGCUGUAAUUAUAAUGGAUAUAGUCCCUCAGCUUCUGAUGGACAAAUCUCAAUGUCACCUGUACCGGAAGAUAAAUCAUCUUAUAUGACAUCAUCUAUAGAUAAUAGCACUAGCCAUUUCGGAACCUCCGAUGUACAGGGUACUGGCAGCAGAGAACAGCACAUGUAUGCCGGUUAUAAUUCUUAUAAUAAUUCAAAUUAUAAUAUGUAUCAACAAUCGCAGCAGAAUGACAGUGGUUUACAAUCGAGUUCUGAAAACGGACAUUCAUAUGGGUCCGUUCCAUAUGGUCAACAGUCAACACAAGGUGAAUAUAAUUAUUCAUCAUGGUCGGACAAUUCAGGCAUUGACGCAAGUAAACAACAGAAUAUGUAUCCAUAUUACCAACCAGUUGGAAAUUCUGAUACGUCUUAUACAAAUGAUUCUGCAUGGUGGAAUAAUUCCAGUCCUUAUACCACUAACAAUUAUUCAAAUCAAGAACAAAUUACAAAUAAUAACGAUGAGGGAGGGGAAUUUAUUUCGCUCAUGGACAAUA